Messenger RNA from Lecanosticta acicola, 1195 nucleotides. NCBI's taxonomy places the organism in Eukaryota, Fungi, Ascomycota, Dothideomycetes, Mycosphaerellales, Mycosphaerellaceae. The record is from the annotation of a GenBank genome assembly.
AUGCAUGAACUAAUGCUGAUCAAGGGUGAAGACGGCAAGCACACCGUGGUCCUGGGGACGUUUCUGGCGCCCAAGAAUCGGGAGAGCGAGUCCGAAUCCGUCGAGGUUUACAAUGCUCAAUAUUGUGACAUGGACGUGGUCGUGAAGGUCUUCAAGAGCAGGUAAGUACACUCGUCCAUCUUUCUAGCAGCUCACAUCCCCGAGCUGACAUGAUGUGCUGCAGCGGCGCGCUCCCCAGCGCUCGAGCAGACCGUGAGGUAUCCGGCCUCAAGAUCCUCACCGAGGCUCAAUGCCAACACGCUCCGGCCUACAUCACCGACUUCAAGUGCAGAUCGUGGGAAAACCCCGACGUCUUGUGGCACUACGUCGUCAGGAGCAAGCUAGAGGGGCUGCUCAUCGAAAAUUGUCUGAAACUCCCAGAGGCGAUGACAGAUCCGGUCGCUAUCAAGAAGAGGAUCCGUGCCGCCUUCGCCGUCGCCAUCGAGUCAGCAAUGAUAUGCGCUGGACCGCCAGGGAGAGAAAGAGGCUGAUUAUAUCCUAGGGCCGUUCGCGACUGCUGCGUCGACAACGGAAGCCACUACGACGGCAACAUCUUGGUCCAUCUAGGAGAAAAAGCAGAUCACUGGUGAGAAUACCCUGUUCUAUGCGUUGUGUCGUUCGCGGGGACUCAUCACCAAUAUCCAGCUACAUGGUCGACUUCGAACGUCUCAAGACGUUUGGAAAGAGGAGCGAAAUUCCUGCGCGGUGGAGAGAGCUUGACGCGUGGGUGGACUUGUAAGCCCCAAGAGAACCGUGGAGUCGCCGACUGUUGCGUGUGUAAGCCAGUGGAGGCCAGGACUUUCUACGUGUUUCGGUUUGCCUCAGACACUGUUUGCUACCUAACAGCCUCCAGUGAGCCGACACCAGGGCCUAGCAUAUAAGGAUACAGCUUCCACUACAGCACUUCUUCCGUCAAUAUUACCAGAAGUUGCCGCGGCUUUCGCAGACGGUGAACGUCUUGCGAUUCUUCAGUCUCUGGGAACAUGCUCACUUCCCGAAAGUCGGUCAGCCCGUCCGAGGGAACAUUGCCGAUGGCAAGACCAAGCUUGUGAUCGAAUCGACAAUUCACGGUGCUUCCAAAAGAGGUAGCCGUGCAGGCGUCUAUUUCGGCAGGCUCGAUGGCGAGGAGAUCAUCGUAAAGGUAUUCGCUAUGUGA